AUGCGGCAGUUUCAGAGGGCGGGCGCCGAGAUCGUUGAAGCCACAGGUCUUGUUGUUCUUCUGUACAUGAAACUUGCGAGAGUUCUCGGCAUCCUCCAUGCUGACGGAAGCGGCAGUAUGGAAGCUAAUACUUUGGGUAUUGUCGAGGAGUUGGAGUACGACAGUGAGCUUCUGCAGAUGGUAUCGGACAGGCUGCAGACCUUGAAUUACCGCUCCACACACAGUGACCCAAUGCUCCCAUCCAUCGCACGAUUUUGGUUCGACAAUAUGCUUGGGGAGCUGGUGGCAUAUCCAACUUUGCAUGCAAUAAGCUCUGCUACGGACAUGCUCCGGAAACCCCGCAUCCAGUGGAACGUUGGGCGCGGUGACCUGGCCUUUGUUUUCCCGGUCGCCAGACGGAAUAAGACGGCAAGCACAAUCUCCAGAUAUGGCAAUUCGAGCUGCGCCGCAAAAGCAAAAGGAGGUGGGCCGUUCAUCGUAAACGAUUCGCCUUAUUUAGCCGAAGAGGUGUUGCGCAGAAUGGGGUAUAUGGACGACACCAGAAACGCUGAUUUAGAUGAGGCAGUUGAUGCGUUUUUAGGUACAACUCGGAAUCGUAGAGAGUUGCGCAAGAUUGGCAUCCAAAUUGAAUUGAGCGAUACGACUCAAGACAAGUUGGCUAAGAUACGACAUGUUUGCUUGUCUAGCUCGUGCACUGGGGAGCUCUCUGUCCCCCCCUCCGACGACGCAGUCCGCCAGUUCUUGGCGGCGCGCGGCUUCAUUGAUUCCGCCACGUCUUCGGAUGACAUCCAGGGCGCGAUGGACGCUUUUGUUCGAAAGUCUGGCGUCAGCCCGAAGAGGUCAUACAAUGGUCUUGUCGGCCAGUGCCUCGACAUAUCUACAGGCCGCCUGGAAGACCCAACGAGGCGACCAUAG
Prorocentrum cordatum is the source of this 915-nucleotide messenger RNA. The record is from the annotation of a GenBank genome assembly. Lineage: Eukaryota; Dinophyceae; Prorocentrales; Prorocentraceae.